GGUGAGGUCACGUUGAAGAGCCCACCGAAGGAACCAACGAAGGGCAAGCAAUGAGUCGAUCCGAGCACCACAACCAUGUAUACUCCUCGUGACAUGGAGGCCCUCCGGAAAGCAUACAAGGAUGCACUGCGUGACAAGGAGAUGACAGCAAAGGAGAUGGACUUUAUGAAGGAUAGGAUGGCUCGGAUGGGGGCGACGCGUGUCCGUAUUCGUGCUCGCAAAGCAUCGGCGAGGAAGACUACGCCGCGGGAUCUGAAAGGGUCCUUCGAAACUGUUGAAGUGGAGUCUAAUGGUGAGGGAGCGGGUAGAGGAAACGGGAAAGGCACUGCUCGCAAGGAAACUAAUGCAGCUCAAGAUCAGGGAGUGGAGAAGAUGGCGAAAUUUAGGGAUAUACGUCUGAAGGGGCUUCGGCAGGCCAAGAAGGCUGACAUGGAAAAAACCUGUGAAGAUGAAGGGAUAAGCUACAUCAAGCUUGAACAAGCAAAAGCUGAUGUAGCGGAGAUACGUGCUAACAGGGACUUCGAUGCAUGGCUCAAGGAGGCGGAUCAGGCUGCGGAGGAUCAGGAUUAUGCCACAUCCACAGAGGACGUUCCCGACGAGUGAGGACACUCCCUGGGCGCAUCACAACAUAGGGAGCUGACCCUCUUCUGUCGGGAUUAUUGGUCUGACCUAUCUUCGGAAAAGA
This is a messenger RNA of Chara braunii, 685 nucleotides long. Lineage: Eukaryota; Viridiplantae; Streptophyta; Charophyceae; Charales; Characeae. The record is from the annotation of a GenBank genome assembly.